Molecule: messenger RNA, 612 nt
Organism: Fusarium keratoplasticum
Lineage: Eukaryota; Fungi; Ascomycota; Sordariomycetes; Hypocreales; Nectriaceae
Product: DASH complex subunit DAM1
Exons: 3
Coding region: 1-612 (203 amino acids)
Biological process (GO): mitotic sister chromatid biorientation
Cellular component (GO): mitotic spindle polar microtubule; DASH complex; mitotic spindle
Source: RefSeq, a predicted model, not a curated record
AUGUCUGGCGAACCUCUUGACGCCAGCGUCAAGCGCUCAAACUCCCGCUCCCAUACCUCGCGUCCCACCACCCCGCUCCGUCCCUCAUCGCGCUCAUCCUUCCGAGAGUCUGCCCGCGGUGCAGGAGAAAGCGAUGCCCCGUUCCCGCUCAAUGCCUUCGAGCCCGCCUUCGCCGAGCUCUCGGAUGCCAUGGCCGAUCUCGAGGCGAACAUGAUGCACUUCCAGCUCAUGCACGAGAGUCUGGCGAGGUUCAGCGAGUCGUUUGCGAGUUUCAUGUACGGGCUGAACAUGAACGCUUUCUGCGUUGACUUUCCAGAGGGGCCCGUCCCAGAGUCGUUCCGUCGAGAUAGGACAAGACAAGAGCAACCAGUCGAAGCUCCCUCGCGGCCGGAGACUGACACCGAUAUGACAUUCAUGACAACGGAUAUGUCCUUUGUCGAGAACCCACCCACAACCACCAAGUCGUCCAGAUUCACCACACCAGAGCCCCGUCAAUCCCGUCUUCCCUCAGCGCCUGGUCGGGGAACAUCAUCGAGAGGAAGAUCUACCCGUGGAGUUGGUCGAGGUCGGCCUAGUGGGCUUGCCAGGGCGCGUGGUAGGGGAGUUAGGUGA